CAGCGUCAGAGGACGAGCGGUAGGUCUCCGCAGAAUAUCUUUGAAAUAUGGGAACAUUUCUUUCUGUCAACAGGUUCCACACAGACAGGGUUCAUGAGGUCCAGUAUCUCUUUGACCUUUCACCUUCUUGUCCCCCUGCAGGGGUCACAUUCCGGCUGUGUCUUGGAGUUGUGGACUGCAGUCAAGAGAACCUAAAAUACCUCACUAAGCUCCUUAUGACGCUCUGCAGAGAGCAGCCGCCGGCCUCCUCCCUCCUCUUUCCUCCAGCACUCCUCUGAAGGGAGCGCCCCCCCGACCUCUGACCUCCCCGGGUCCUGUGGACUGGAUGUGAGGGCGAUGAGGUGACCGCAGACCGUGUGACCCGCCGGCUGAUGGUCGAACAGACGAGGGGCCGGUGAGACCUGAUUGGAACGGACCGUCUGGGAGGCUUUCGCUCUUCGAACCCCGCAGAUGUUCUGGUGCUUUUUACAAACUCAUGGAAUAUAAGAACCAGAUCCGUCACUGAGCUUUGGACAAAUUAACAUUUGCAUUCGCUGGAAACGUGCAGCCAUAAAAGAGUCUCGGCUGUGACUCAGCGUAGGCCAGCUAGCUUCGGUGCUACCCGAGCUGGGCCAGACGAGGCCCGAGCUGGGCCAGGCGAGGCGGGGCAUUAAGGGGAACGCCAACCUCUAAUUAAGGGACCACUUUUCAACAUUCACACACAAACAGCUGAAAAUAAAUUUACCUCUGAGAUCACGUCACGUAGAAAAUAACUAUUUAGACAAGAGAGGUUUCUAAUGCAGCACCUCGUGGUUCUGGACCCUCAGGCGUGUUUUGACCAUGUUCUCGGCUGCCUGGACGUGAGUCGCGUAAAACUGCAGGACUGACAUGGCGGUGGGGAAGGUGACCUUCACCAAGGCGGAGAGGGAGAAGCUAGCCGAAGUCCUCUGGCUGCUCAACUGGAUCUCUGUGGUGACGGGAGCGAUCCUCUUCGGCCUGGGCUUAUUCCUCAAAGUAGAGAUUCAGAAAUGGCAGGAAGUGAUGUCAGACCAGGGGAUCCUCUACGUGCCACACACGCUGAUCAUCACGGGCCUGGCGGCCUGCUGCAUCAAUUUCCUGGGUGGGAAGAUCUGCCUAGACUGCGCCGACACCAACAAGUUCCUACGCUGGAAGCUGGUGAUGAUGCCGUACGUCGUCUGCACCUUCUUCUUCACCUCCUGCAUCCUGGUGGGGGCGCUCAUGUGCUACAGCAUCCACAGCCAGCUGGAGGAGUCACUGCUGCUGGGCCUGAGGAACGCCAUGCGGUACUACAAGGACACGGACACGCCGGGCCGCUGCUACCUGAAGAGAACUCUGGACUUGCUGCAGAUCCAGUUCCAGUGCUGUGGGAACACUGGGUACCGGGACUGGUUUCAGGUCCAGUGGAUCAGCAACCGCUAUCUGGACAUGACCAGCAGCACCGUGGUGGACCGUCUGAGGAGCAACGUGGAGGGGAAGUACCUGAUGGACGGCGUUCCCUUCAGCUGCUGCAGCACCUUCUCCCCUCGGCCCUGCAUCCAGCAGCAGGUCAGCAACAGCUCGGCACAUUUCAACUAUAACCAGCAGAGCCAGCAGCUGAACCUGUGGAGGAGAGGCUGCCGGCAGGCCCUGAUGGACCACUACACCGGCAUCAUGCAGUCCAUCGGCCUCACCGUGCUCCUCAUCUGGCUGUUUGAGCUGCUGGUUUUGACAGGAGUCCGGUACCUGCAGACGGCCAUGGAGAACGUUCUCCGGCUGGGUGAUCCUGACUCAGAGUCGGACGGUUGGAUUCUGGAGAACAGCCUGGCAGAAACAGCCCGGUCCAACUUUAACAUCAUCAAGAACCUGGGAAAGUGUUACCAGGUCGACGACGACCCAAACAUCAAUGUCCCGGUCGCCCCAGCUGAGCAGGAGGUGCCAUCCAAGCAGGUCCACAUCCCUGUGACCGGUUAGCAUUCGACCUGAGGAGGCAUGGACCUCUGAAAGACCAGGACGAGCUGGAACAAACUGACCGGCUUCAAAACCUCCAAGGUCUCAAGAGAUGCUCUGUAGCCGUAAAUGACUUCCGGGACCUCCGGGAGACUGUCAAUAAGUUCUGAAUCUGAGGAGCCAAAGAAAAGUGCCAUCGAUGCCGUCCAGAUCUGAAGUUUGGAAAACUGUUGCUGUGUCCUCAGAGCUCUGCAGGUCUGAUGCCUUCAGAUGGAACUGGUUUUGUAAACAUCAGCAUACGAGGCAACAUUUGAAUGACUCCUUAAACCUGUAAUGAAGCCUGCACACAGAUGUUUUGUGACAAGAUGAGUCUGUCCUUGAGAGUGACAGGGACACUUUUGUAUGUCAUGAAACCAGAUUUGUACCUUUUGGUGUCUAAUUGUUCUUUAAAAAGGCAAAGGGUGCUAAAUAAUCAAAUCAGGGUUUGAACAGUGUCAGUGAGACGAACUCUGGAUGGAUACAUUUAGCUUUCUCCAUUUCUUAGAUUGAUGCUCGAAAACAUCAGAAAACAGUCAGACUGCCUGAAUAAAACAACCUGGAAGCUUCAACAGGAAAACCAAGAUCAAAUGUUUGACCAGACAAGACAUUCUAGAAUAAACAAGCUGGCGAUGCUUCAGACUGAGCUGUGAUUGGCUCGUCACAUUGCUGUAAACACAACACUGGACACAAUAAAGCUCCACCACAGUACCUCCCCUGAGGCUGUACAGUUCAUUAGUGUUAAACGAACAAAAGAAACAAGGUUUCAGGUUUAUGAUCUACGAGAACAAGUCGUGUUGAUGCCUCAAUAAAAAGGUUUGAGUCUGUCAGUCAGGCUCAGCCGUGGAUCAGACAGCGGUACAUCCUGGAUGUUGUGAACUUAUAAACAGUAUCUGUAAUGAUGGAUCAAGUCUCCCAGCGUCACCAUGAGCUUUCUGGUUUCACUGCAGGCCGAAGAUCAGUCAGUCAAAGAAAUGCUGUUUAGCUGUUUUCGUCCUGUGGAGCACACAGCAAGGUUAUUUUAAAUUUCUGCUGACAAUCAGCCAGGAGACAGUUUGUCGUCUCAGCUGUUUCUGACAACACUGGCAAACGGAGGUCAGAAGUCGGAGUGGAAUUGACCAACUGAUCUCUUCUGCCGCACUUCUACACCGCUCACGAAAGUGUGGACUGUAUCUCUGGUGAUGAAUGUGAUUUCUGAUGACUGGUGGGAUAAAGUUGGACCAUGUCUGAUCCAGUCUGGGCCAGUUGGUGUUGACAGUGAGCAAAUUAAAUCAUUCAGUCUGUGACAUGUAAAGAGUGUAAUAGGAGGUCUUCAGAUCCAGUCGCCGCAAGUAAUGUUGGCAACCAAUGACAUUAACGAGCAGUGGACCAGUGGUUACUGAGCAGUGGACCAGUAGUUACUGAACAGUGGUCCAGUGGUUAAUAAGAAGUGGACCAGUAGUUACUGAGCAGUGGUCCAGUGGCUAAUGAGCAGUAGUCCAGUGGUUAAUAAGAUGUGGACCAGUAGUUACUGAGCAGUGGUCCAUUGGUUACUGAGCAGUGGUCCCGUUGUUAAUGAGCAGUGGUCCAGUGGUUAAUAAGAAGUGGACCAGUGGUUACUGAGCAGUGGUCCAGUGGUUAAUGAGCAGUGGUCCAGUGGUUACUGAGCAGUGGACCAUUGGUUACUGAGCAGUGGUCCAGUUGUUAAUGAGCAGUAGUCCAGUGGUUAAUAAGAUGUGGACCAGUAGUUACUGAGCAGUGGUCCAUUGGUUACUGAGCAGUGGUCCAGUUGUUAAUGAGCAGUGGUCCAGUGGUUAAUAAGAAGUGGACCAGUAGUUACUGAGCAGUGGUCCAUUGGUUACUGAGCAGUGGUCCCGUUGUUAAUGAGCAGUGGUCCAGUGGUUAAUAAGAAGUGGACCAGUGGUUACUGAGCAGUGGACCAGUGGUUAAUAAGAAGUGGACCAGUAGUUACUGAGCAGUGGUCCAUUGGUUACUGAGCAGUGGUCCAGUUGUUAAUGAGCAGUGGUCCAGUGGUUAAUAAGAAGUGGACCAGUGGUUACUGAGCAGUGGUCCAGUUGUUAAUGAGCAGUGGUCCAGUGGUUAAUGAGCAGUGGUCCAGUGGUUAAUAAGAAGUGGACCAGUGGUUACUGAGCAGUGGUCCAGUGGUUAAUGAGCAGUGGUCCAGUGGUUACUGAGCAGUGGACCAUUGGUUACUGAGCAGUGGUCCAGUUGUUAAUGAGCAGUAGUCCAGUGGUUAAUAAGAUGUGGACCAGUAGUUACUGAGCAGUGGUCCAUUGGUUACUGAGCAGUGGUCCAGUUGUUAAUGAGCAGUGGUCCAGUGGUUAAUAAGAAGUGGACCAGUGGUUACUGAGCAGUGGACCAGUGGUUAAUAAGAAGUGGACCAGUAGUUACUGAGCAGUGGUCCAGUGGCUAAUGAGCAGUAGUCCAGUGGUUAAUAAGAAGUGGACCAGUAGUUACUGAGCAGUGGUCCAUUGGUUACUGAGCAGUGGUCCAGUUGUUAAUGAGCAGUGGUCCAGUGGUUAAUAAGAAGUGGUCCAUUGGUUACUGAGCAGUGGUCCAGUUGUUAAUGAGCAGUGGUCCAGUGGUUAAUAAGAAGUGGACCAGUGGUUACUGAGCAGUGGUCCAGUUGUUAAUGAGCAGUGGUCCAGUGGUUAAUGAGCAGUGGUCCAGUUGUUAAUGAGCAGUGGUCCAGUUGUUAAUGAGCAGUGGUCCAGUGGUUAAUAAGAAGUGGACCAGUGGUUACUGAGCAGUGGUCCAGUUGUUAAUGAGCAGUGGUCCAGUGGUUAAUAAGAAGUGGUCCAUUGGUUACUGAGCAGUGGUCCAGUUGUUAAUGAGCAGUGGUCCAGUGGUUAAUAAGAAGUGGACCAGUGGUUACUGAGCAGUGGUCCAGUUGUUAAUGAGCAGUGGUCCAGUGGUUAAUAAGAAGUGGUCCAUUGGUUACUGAGCAGUGGUCCAUUGGUUACUGAGCAGUGGUCCAGUGGUUAAUGAGCAGUGGUCCAGUUGUUAAUGAGCAGUGGUCCAGUGGUUAAUAAGAAGUGGACCAGUGGUUACUGAGCAGUGGUCCAGUAGUUACUGAACCGUGGACCAGUGGUUAAUAAGAAGUGGACCAGUGGUUACUGAGCAGUGGUCCAGUGGUUAAUAAGAAGUGGACCAGUGGUUACUGAGCAGUGGUCCAGUAGUUACUGAACAGUGGACCAGUGGUUAAUAAGAAGUGGACCAGUGGUUAAUAAGAAGUGGUCCAGUGUGUAAUAAGAUGUGGACCAGUGGUUACUGAGCAGUGGUCCAGUGGUUAAUAAGAAGUGGUCCAGUGUGUAAUAAGAUGUGGACCAGUGGUUACUGAGCAGUGGUCCAGUGGUUACUGAGCAGUGGUCCAGUGGUUAAUAAGAAGUGGACCAGUGGUUACUGAGCAGUGGUCCAGUGGUUACUGAGCAGUGGUCCAGUGGUUAAUAAAAAGUGGACCAGUGGUUACUGAGCAGUGGUUCUGUAUAGGUUCCGUUGGAUUUACUUGGGUCGUUGGGUUUUUGCUCCUUCAUGACUGUCAAACACUAAAAUAUCUUUGUCGGUUUGUCGCUGCCAGCACUCUGCAAAAUGAUUUAAGUUAAAGAUGUGGUUAACCUAGCUUAGCACAAUGAUAGCCUAGACCCAUCUAAGAUACUCAAUAACUCCAAGCCUAUUGUGAGUCAGAUGUUCAAGUGGAAACUAAACCGUCUGCAUGAUUGUGAUUUUCUCUCACUGUAUGUUUUUAUGAGCUUUUUAUGAUUCCUCUCUUAAU
Messenger RNA from Micropterus salmoides (largemouth bass), 5734 nucleotides. RefSeq names its product photoreceptor outer segment membrane glycoprotein 2-like. The record is from RefSeq and is a predicted model, not a curated record. Gene Ontology annotation, cellular component: membrane. Gene Ontology annotation, biological process: visual perception. Bases 868 to 1950 code for a protein of 360 amino acids. Lineage: Eukaryota; Metazoa; Chordata; Actinopteri; Centrarchiformes; Centrarchidae. The transcript has 3 exons.